GUCCUCCAUUUGAAUCCCACAAGCAAACUCCAUUCUCAUUUAUUUUCAAGAUCUGUCCUUUCCUUUCAAUCAACAGAGAAGCAACACCAAGAAGAAGAAGAUUUGUAUCUUCAUCUAAAACCCCGAAACGAACAUAUUCAGAGAGCUUGAACUGGAUAUGGCUUACGAGGUAGUUAACGGGCUCAACCUCAAGGAUACAGAGCUGAGAUUGGGAUUGCCGGGCACAGAGGAAAACAAAGAGCGACAUGUUUCUUGCGUCACAAGCAAGAAGAGGUCGUUCGAGAGCAAAGACGAUCAAGAUCAGAACCAAGCGUAUUCACCUCCUACGAAAACACAGAUCGUGGGUUGGCCUCCGGUCAGAUCUUACCGGAAGAACAGCGUUCAAGCGGGGAAGAACGAGCCUGAAUUCCCCGGGAUUUACGUGAAAGUCAGCAUGGAUGGUGCACCGUACCUUCGGAAGAUCGAUCUCAAGAUGUACAAAGACUAUCCAGAUCUCCUCGAUGCUUUGGAGAACAUGUUCAAGUUCACCAUAGGCGAGUAUUCGGAGAGAGAGGGAUACAAAGGAACUGGACACGUACCGACGUACGAAGACAGAGACGGAGACUGGAUGCUCGUUGGAGAUGUCCCGUGGGACAUGUUCUCCACGUCUUGUAGGAGACUAAGAAUCAUGAAAGGCUCUGAAGCAAGAAGAGGGUUAGGUUGCGGUGUGUGAGAAUCUUACAAGGACAUAGAUAUAUGAAUGGUUACACAAUCUAUUGGCUUGCUGUCUCAGUUUAAAAGAGAAGUAAAGUCUAUGGGGCAAAUGCUGGAUAGCCUUUUUGAUAAUGGUCUGUCGAUGGAGAAAUGCUGGAUAGCCUUUUUGAUAAUGGUCGGAUGUGACCGGAGAUUCGGGUUUCCGGUCGACGAGAUGACAGUUGCAUUAACCUUUUUUACUUUCGGGAUUUUUAGAAAAAAUUCCUGGAAUUCAUGUAAAAAAGAAAGAUGAUAUGUAUAAUACGGACGUAUAUACUGUAGAUGUGUAUACUCAAAAAAGCCCUGUUCUGUAAGGGUAGUUUUUCUAUUAUU
Messenger RNA from Tarenaya hassleriana, 1065 nucleotides. Its product is annotated as auxin-responsive protein IAA1-like. The coding region runs from base 158 to 712 and encodes 184 amino acids. Gene Ontology annotation, molecular function: protein binding. The transcript has 3 exons. Gene Ontology annotation, cellular component: nucleus. Gene Ontology annotation, biological process: regulation of DNA-templated transcription. The record is from RefSeq and is a predicted model, not a curated record. NCBI's taxonomy places the organism in Eukaryota, Viridiplantae, Streptophyta, Magnoliopsida, Brassicales, Cleomaceae.